Messenger RNA from Hevea brasiliensis (rubber tree), 1173 nucleotides. RefSeq names its product metalloendoproteinase 3-MMP. Gene Ontology annotation, cellular component: extracellular matrix. Bases 54 to 980 code for a protein of 308 amino acids. The transcript has a single exon. Gene Ontology annotation, biological process: extracellular matrix organization; proteolysis; collagen catabolic process. The record is from RefSeq and is a predicted model, not a curated record. NCBI's taxonomy places the organism in Eukaryota, Viridiplantae, Streptophyta, Magnoliopsida, Malpighiales, Euphorbiaceae. Gene Ontology annotation, molecular function: metalloendopeptidase activity; zinc ion binding.
AGCUUUGAGUUCUUGCAAACCCAAAAAGCUCAAGCUCAAGUUUAGUCACAAUCAUGGCUUCUAAAGCUUUUCCCAUCUUCUUUUUCACUCUCAUUGUGCUCAUAUCCCUCAUUCCUCAUGCAGCUUUAGCAAACUCUAAUGAUGAAAAAUCAUCUCCAUUUGAUUUCCUUAAGCAUCUUGAAGGAUGUCAUAAGGGUGACAAGCUCAAAGGCAUCCACGAGCUCAAAGCCUACCUCGAACAUUUUGGUUACUUGAACUAUAAAAACCAGUCUCAAGCCAAUAAUGAUGAUUUUGACGACCUGUUAGACUCUGCUCUUAAAACAUACCAGCUUAAUUACCAUUUAAAGGUCACUGGAUCCUUGGAUUCCCAAACUGUGUCCAAGAUGAUGAUGCCUCGAUGUGGGGUGCCAGACAUCGUCAAUGGCACCACUCGGAUGACUUCCGGCAAGAAAAACCAACGCCAUAGCUCUACCUCUUUCCAUACAGUCUCUCACUAUACAUUCUUUCGGGGAAGUCCCAAAUGGCCAGCUUCUAAGUACAGUCUUACCUAUGGGUUUCUUCCCCGAACCCCAUCCCGAGCCAUGGAUCCUGUUGCUAGAGCUUUCCAAACAUGGGCUGCCAACACACAUUUCAGGUUCGCGAGGGUACAAGAUUAUACAACUGCCGAUAUCAAAAUCGGGUUUCACAGAGCUAACCAUGGGGAUGGGAAUUCUUUCGAUGGACGUGGUGGAAUUCUGGCUCAUGCUUUUGCACCACAAGAUGGACGAUUCCACUAUGAUGCAGAUGAGACAUGGGCAGUGGGUGCAACCCAAGGUGCAUACGACUUGGAGACUGUUGCCUUGCAUGAGAUAGGGCACCUACUUGGUCUUGGGCAUAGCUCAGUGGAAGGAGCUAUUAUGUUCGCGAGUAUUUCUUCUGGAUCAACUAAGGGUCUCCAUAGUGAUGAUAUCCAAGGGAUUCGUGCUCUAUAUAACGUUUGACUCCUUUUUUGCACAAAAUAAGGGUCGGAUAGCCCAUUUCUCUACCUGAGUUUUCCUUUUUAAAAUUUCAGAAAUAUGUAUGUAUGGUGUCUAUUUUGAAUACUCUUGCUCUAAUCAAUAAUUAGAAUGUUUCUUUUAAGUACUCAAAUAUAAAUUAAAUUGCAAUGAAAUGUAAGUUUUUGUUUUCUCUCAA